AUGCCUUUAGACGGCCACUCUUACUUGGUCGCUCAAGGCUGGUCAGGAAAAGGAAACGGCCUUAGGAAAGGCGCUAUCGCAAAGCCAAUAGCAGUCAGUCAGAAGAAAACCCUCGCUGGCUUAGGCAAAGACCGGGAUGAAGCUUUUCCGUUCUGGGAUCAGUAUGUUUGGUCAAAUUCUACGACUCUGACCCUUCAUUUUUCUGAUGUGAAGAAAAGCCUUUUCUCAGCUGCAUCUCAGGCAAUAACUGUCAAGAUAGACGACUCGGAUGUGUCUGACUCCGAUGAAAUUACCCCCAGUGUUGCACCAGUUUUACGGCGAACGACGACAGGGAUUCUAUCAAAUCGUCGGCCUGUCAAUGUGACGCCGGCUUCGACUUCUGGAACUUCAACGCCGGAUUCAACCUCCUCCGACACACCUCGUUUGAGCCUUAUUGCAGUGGCCAAACGUGAAGCAGCCAAGCGAAACCUUUAUUCUAGAUUUUAUAGAGGAGCUGUACUCGCUCCUGCGGUCGAUAUCCAGACAAUCGCUGAUCCUGCUGGUUCCACUUCCUCUGUUACUCUACCGUCGCCGGGAAGCUUGUCGAGUAGAGCCAAGUCAAAGGCGCAAGCCAACGAGGAAGAGACGUAUGUCGGUGAAAAGAAUGAGAAACAAAAGAAGAAGAAACGCAAAGCGGAGGAGCUGGAGAAAGAGGAGGGAAAUGUAGACAAGGUUGAGAGUAAAGCUGAGAGGCGGGAGAGAAAACGGAGAAAGAAGGAGGCAAAGGAGAUGAAGCUUGAGGUCAAAAUGGCGAAGCAAGAAGCCAGUGGGGUCUUACUGAAGGAGUCGAAGAAAAAGAAGAACAAAGAGGACACAAAAACUUCUGCAGAUGCUUACGACGACUUUUCCUCAAGAGUUGCGUCAACUGGAUCAGAUAAGGUCCUGGAGAAAGAGGAAAAGGCACAGAAAAAGAAAAAGAAAAAGAAGGAAAGGAGGGUCCAUGAUACUGAGCAGGUCAAAUCAAGAAAAGAAAAGAAUCAGGCCUAG
Messenger RNA from Lentinula edodes (shiitake mushroom), 1026 nucleotides. RefSeq lists its product as uncharacterized. The record is from RefSeq and is a predicted model, not a curated record. NCBI's taxonomy places the organism in Eukaryota, Fungi, Basidiomycota, Agaricomycetes, Agaricales, Omphalotaceae. The transcript is spliced from 2 exons. Bases 1 to 1026 code for a protein of 341 amino acids.